AGUGAUCGAUGUCAUUAGCCAAUCAGGUUCGAGAGAAAGAGAGAAACAAGAUCAAGUUGGUUGUUACCGACUGAAGUUGUUGAGAGUCAUUUGUAAAGAGUUGUCAAGUUGCGAAUACGUUCUUCAUGGCUCAUAAAGAUCGUUUUACCGUUAUAUCUGUACUUAUGAUCAAAAAGACCCACGAUAAAUAUAAAUAAUUAAAUAAGGUGAAAAAAAGAAAGAAAAAGAGAGGCAAUCGUUGGCUUGAAUUUCUUAAUUAGGGAUUAUUAACUGUAAGCACCUUAACGGAGAUUAGCAUGACGUUCGCCGCGAUUUAGUUUCGUACGAUAACGGAUACAGUGGCGGGAACGUGACAAAUCGAUCAAAGAGUGUGACGUAGUAAGUCUCUUACACUUUCGUGUAAAAGAUCAAUCUGGAAGUAUUUUUCAGUGUACAAAUUCAGAAAAAACUGAUAAACGAAUCACAUGUUUGGCAUCUUAGUGUUGACGUAAGAAGACAUAUUUUAAUAUAGUACGUAAGAAAACCUUGUUUAGCCAAUUAUUUUGGGUCCUUGACAAAGAUAUAUUGAAUUUGAAAACUUUGUAAGAGUCUUCGUCGUUAUUGGAUCGAUCGAGAGAAAGGAUAAAUAAAAGAGAGAAAGACGAAAAGAAGAAGAAGAAAUUUACAGCAAAGAAGGCAACGACUGUUGGUUUCACUAAUGUUGUAUCAGAAGGUCGACAGAGCUCGAGAAGAUUAUAAAUCAAAACUACCGCGAUAGCAAGGGUCGUGGACCGGGGUCAUCCAGUGGUCGAAUGUUGAGUUCAUUAACAGUAGUAGAGAUCAAUCCUCCUAACCGAAAAUUAUUGGCUAUUCAAAGCUAAAAAUUGAUCAAUUAUGAUCAUAGGCAUUGUUUGAUUCGUUUAACCAAUUACACUGUUGAUUAUUUCACUCAACGACGAAGAAAUUUUUAAUAUCGAGGACCUGUUCGAUGUCCAUUUUUUCUCCCUACGGCUUCCAAAGAGGACGGGGAAGUUCUAUAAAUGGAAGGCAGAGGAAUGAAUCCUCCUCGACUCGUUAUCGAAGGCAAAAAAACGGACAAUCGUAUGUUUCGAAAGCUGAUAAAGAGGAUGCAACAUGUUAUAGUAUGGGAAUUGACAUCGAUCAAUUCGAGGUAGCGACUCAAAAAGAGAUCCUGGAAGAAGAUCCGAUCUUGCAAGAAUUUGCUGCUGGUGAUUCCUACGAUGUGAGUAGCUUCGAAGACGAUGGAAGAUUAAAAACCGUCGAGUCUGAGGGCGAAGACGACGACGAACACCAUCACGAACACUUAGGAAUGUCUUCGAGUUCUUCCGAUAAAUUGCAAAUCCUUUGGGAUCACUUCAUCCACGCCGAACCACUGAGUUAUGAGAAAUCAUCCUGGCUCGAUAUAUUCCUGGCAGAAUUGCUUGCUCAAGUGAAGGAAGGUAGAGAUGUCAAAGAUGUGGUAUCUUUUUGUUCAAUCGGCGGCGGUGGCGGAGUUUCUACACUCGUGGCAUGCGAAUUACUCUCGGACGUACACGAACUCUGUGCGAAAAAAAGCGAAGGUGGUGAAUUGGUCGGGCUAAGAAAAUAUUUAGCUCGAGAUCGUGGCUGGCGUUGUUUAGCGGUCUUACAUUUAUUGGGUGUACGUGGAUUAUCGUGCGGUCGCGAGCUCGUUGCAUUGUUAGUAGCUUUAUAUCCGGUUGCUCUUCAAGAAGAUAAUUCAUCAGAUAAGUCGAGGGAAUCAUCUACUCACAAUCCUUAUAUCAAGUUUUAUUGUAACGACGACACAGUUGAUACAGUAAUCAUAGUACCUCACGCUAAACGAAAAAACGUCAAAUCAACUCGUUGCGUGUCAAAUUACGAAGGCAAUGCAAAAACAUCGAGAAGAAAAAGCAGUAGCCGGAAGCAAAGCAUCGGCAUUAGAAUGGCAUCUUACAAUAAAAAACAAAAAUCUUUGGGAACCGAAACGAAACGCAACAACGCGCCGGACAACGAGAGUAGCGGAUCGGAAUUUCUGACAGACGGUAUCGAUCAGGCACGUUCAUUGACCCUAAAAAUACGUUUAAAUCCGAUGGAUUUUGAAUACUUUACAUCGGUGGUCAGAAGCGACGAAGAACAGAAAUGGCAGACUGCUUUGUACGAGUUACCCACACGACCAGCGAAGAAAAUUCCUUUGGAUUACGUAGAUGAUAGAAUCAAGGAAGUAUUGAAUGCGACGAUCAGUAAUUUUGAAAUUAGUCUCUUGAUCAUACAAUUGCUUCAAGGAUUAAGAGAUUAUGAUACACCUGCCGAACAAACACCAGCCGUGCAAGUGUUAAAAUUUGCUUUGGAUACUCUCUGGUCUUUACAAUUUGGUAUCGAUGGGACUGCUCUCACUAGGAUCGAAUGCGCUACUUUAAAAGCCGCUGCUGCAAGAUUGAUGUUGAUGGCUUUAGAGCGUGUUCUCCGAGCUGAUGAACCUACAACUGCUGUAAUACACAAUGGAUUGUUACCUAUGACCCUCAGAUUACUCGAAGAUGCUUGCAUCAAAUCAAUUGGUAGUGAUAUAUCACCAGACGAAGGCUCUUUAUUUCAAGAAUUUAUUUUUGCAACUAUAUAUGGUAUCAUCACUUUUCUCUAUUGCCUGUUACAUCAGCGAAGUGCAAAUGCUGACAAGUUAUCAGACUUUUUUGAACUUUUUGGUUUAUUUGCUCAAAGCCAAGACGGUAAACUCAUCGAGAAGACCAUCUUAGCGAUCGUUGGCUUACCGAGUGCAGAUCCAACAAGGUCUGUUCAUCGUGUCAAGAAAGUCAUCGAUAUGAUCGGUGCCUUAACGAGUGGUUUGAAAAGAGUUCGACGAGAUAUCGCUCACGUGAGCCUAUGCCACCGAACCAAACACAAAUCAUGCGUCGAUAACGUUCAAUCACAUCAUCAUUUUGAUGUUUUUGGAUUACCUUACACCGAAUCGAUCGUUGGGGUCUCGAUCCUUGAACAAGCUUGUUGCGUGUCCUCUCUCUUCAUGACUCUAACCAAUCUUUUGAAGGAAUCUCAUGCCUAUGUAGCAGAACUACGAAUCAGAUUACUAAAAGUGACAACGGCUGCUGGUACCUGUUGUUGUUUUUCACCAAAAAUCCUUCUCUCGAGUAUCGUCAUUUUUCUGAAGAAACGUGAUUCCUUGACUUACAGUCCAGCUGUUGCUUUCCUUGAACGAACUCUCUUUAAAGAACUUGGUGCUUAUCCGGUGAUUAAUAAUUGUCUAACUUGCCACAGGCCACCUAAUUAUUCUUGGGAAUUCUUGGAAAUGUAUAAUGAAUUGCUUACACCUGACGAUUCAAAAUUGUCAUACGUCGUAAUUGCACACUUGCUCAAAGUCACACCAACUUCGAAAUUUCAAGUCAGGCAGGAACUUCUCGUUCGUGUUUUUUAUCCAACAUUUUUGAGAGCCAAAUCUUAUUACAAUAAUGACAAGGAAUGUGUCGCUGCUAAAUUUCUCAUUCUUUCUUGCUUAUCCGUAAUGUCGAAUCUAAUAGGAAACAUGCAAAUGUGGGAAAACUUCAUCGAGAUGGAUGGAUUGAAAGAAGUAUUGGUUUUAUUACCGGACGUAACGUUUACUAGAAGUGUUUAUGUUCUUCUAGAAGUGGCGGUAAUCAUGGAAAUUUGGAAUUCGAAUUGCCAUGAAAAUGAUACUCUCGGAAAAACCGAAAAUAUGGCAUUAAAAUCUUUGUUUGAAUUUCUCGAGAAUGAGACGACCAAUUUAUUGAAUGUAUUAAAACAAUUUGAAACAAAGCGGAUAAAGGAAAGGUCAGAGGAAUCACGUGGAAAUGAAAAUACUCACGAGCCGACAAAAGUGAACGUGGAAAGUGAAGAAAUAGAAAUAAUUGUACCAUUGGAAGAUUUCACCCUGAAUGUUCUUAAGAUAGAAAAUCAAUCCUGUAAAAAUGACGAUAACAACUCUCAAACAAAAUUACUAAAUAAUUCAGAAACUAUGAAAAUAACAGAAACAUCAGACUCAGUGUUAAUAGCCACCGAUAAAGAGAUCAAUUUACAUCAAGCAAGUGCAGUAUGGAGAGCAACGGCUGGAGUUGCAUUAUGCAGUCCUAAUUUUCGUCUAGAAUUAUCUUCACAUUCAAUAGCUGAUAAAGUUUUACAAUUAUUUACAUCAUUAGCUAUUAACGUUGCUACUGAUAACAUACAAGAUACCAAUAAAUCAGCAUAUAAGUUGUUUGAAGCUUUAAUGACUUGCUGCUUAAUAUGCUCGUUGUGCGGAUGCGACGUAGCGAUGGAGUUGAGAAAAGUAUUAAUGCAAACAGGAGUUAGACUUGGUCGCGGAAUAGCAACCAUUAUUGAGGCAUUGCUUAAGGUUUCCAUGUUAAAACCUGCUCAUGAGCAGACUAUUCCACAACAGCCUCGUGCUAGGUUACCUACUAUGAAUUUGGAUACUUUGCCAGAUUAUGGUGGUGACGAUAGUAGCACUGGAGAAUAUGUAACUGCCGAUGAUGGUUACGAAGCAGAUAUUGAAGUACCAGGAAAAAGUUCUCGUUCUAAUGUAACAAAAAAAAGUGGAUCUAUAGGACCUGUUGUUGAACCACGGGGUCAUGCAAAUGCACAUCCAGCUUUGUGCUCAUUAGCGAUAGAUUUACUUAUUCAUUUCAGUAAGCAAAAUUUGGAUGAUGAAAAAAUAUCAAUAAUAACUAAUGGAUUAAGAAAAUUAGCAAUUACGUGCAGAGAAAGCGUUUCAAGUUGUGCUGCCCUUGCGGGAUCAGGUGUAAUUACGAAAAUGUUAAAUGGAUUUACUGACAUAUUUACUAGCCAUAAUCCUCAGUAUCAAGAUCUACAACAUGCCGCAUUGGAAGUAUUCACGCUUCUAGCAACACAAGCAAUUUCAUCCACGGAGCUAGAUACAUAUUUGUCUUUUUUCAAAGUUAAAAAUCCUCCAAUGUCUUUGCUACUAGAACCAUUAUAUCAUCUAGUCAUGACAGCACAACCUCAACCAAAUUUUAUUCUAUCGUUUCCUAUUGAAUGCGAUACGCAAAUGAUAUUAAAAUCUCAAUCAGAUGAAAAUAAAACUUUUGAAAAAGCUGAGAACUUAGUAAAUAAUUUUAAACAGAAACAUUUUAAUACGGGAAUUUGUAGUCCUUGGUCUGUACAUGCAAUAUGUCUACCAAUUGGCCCUGAGCUUUCAUGGUCAGUGUGGUUGCUUGGUUGCUCUGCAUCUAUGUGGUUACGAGUGGAAAGAGGAUUACCUUUUAAUAAUAGAGGAACAGUUAUGAGCACAGCACCGUUACUCCAUACCAAUAGUGAAAGCUUAUCUGAUUGGGGUAUCCUUUCAGAUAAUUGGAGUCGAGAAGACCAAAAAACGUUUGAUCUUUCAUUGGAAACACCAGCAGUAGCAGGUUCAUCAUCACCACCCACACCAGCUAGCAUUAUACACUUGAUGUCGAUUGGAUUUGAAUAUUUGGUAUUAGAAAUAUGGCUCGACUUUAGAUCAGAUAAAUUAAUUUUGCGAUUAACUCGGCCAGAUGAUAAAACAAAUCGAACUGUUUCUGAAACUUCCGUAAGCGACAUGCUUCCUUCAGGACGUUGGCAUCAUUUAGCCAUAAAUUUCAAAGAUAUUAUUUUAAAUAAACGCAGUGCCGUCAUAGAUGUUGUUAUUUGGAUAGACGGUUGGAAAGAAAUUAAUGCCCAAUUACCCUUUGAUGGUAUUCUAAUAAGAAAACCAGGCACUACAUGUAUUUUACUUGGUCAAAUCGGGUCAAGCAGUAUUGGUGCUUGGUAUUUAGGGAAUCUAAUGGUUUUUAGAUACCCAGUUUUUACCAAAGAAAGAGCUUUAUAUCUUGCCAGUCUUGGGCCAAAUUUUACGAACCUUGCGGAUUGUAUUUUAAACAUGGCCAAGCCUGAUUUUGCACCUUUAAUCACAUCUGGAGCGUUGAGCGAUGUUCGCGAAGUCAAAUUUGAAGGAGGUAAAUUCGAUACGAGUAGACGAAAAUCUUACGGCGGUACAUAUUUAAGACGUGCAAUUGAAACGAAAGUAUUAGAAAAUAAAAUUGAUUGGGAAUCGGUCAUGGAUGCGACUAACUCACAAUUAGGAGAGUUGCAAGAUGCUUUACUUCUAAAUUAUGAAGCUCAAAAUCCCAAUAUCGUUCAUUUAUAUCCUCAAGCCAUAGCUAAUCCUGCAGUUGUAAGAAACUUGUUUCCUGGUCACCCUGGAUUUAGAGUCGUAUCUGCACCCGAACACAGAGUAUCUCAACAGCCACCACUAUCAAUAGCACCUAUUGUGACAACUCGUUUGGAAUGUCAGCAAUACAGAGGUCUAAUAUCAGCAGCAAGUUUAACGGGUGGUGUACCAAUAUUCCUAUUUUUGUUUGCAAGAGUAGUUGAAUUAGAUUCUACCGAAGAGGAACAAGCAUUAGCAUUUUCGAUAGUCUUGCAUUUAACACGAAGUGACUCAGAAUUAUUAAAUCAAUAUCGUGCCGAAGGUGGAACGUCGUUACUUUUACGCGUUUUAGAAUCACCACGCUGCCACGCAGGUAGACAUAUGUUAAAAGCAAUGUUAGAUGCGGCCUGCGAUAGUUCGAUUCUGAUCAAAGACAUCGGUAGCGGUAAUCCUAUUAUUUCACAAAAUUGUGAAGCUGUGAUUACUGAUCCUGAACUUGUAAAAGGUGCCUUGACUGCUUGGAGAACGUGGGUUAAAUCUGACACGUUAAAUUUAUUAUUACAAGCGAUAUUACUUUUAUUAAGGGAUCAACAUUCUCAACGUGAAUUCAAUGCCUUUCAAUUAAAUAGAGUUGGAAUCGUAGAUACCAUAUUAAUGUUAUGCAAGGAGCAUUUCAUGUACGAAGAUCUAGGUGCAACGUUAGAAUCUUCUACUGGAAAUAUAGUGGUAGAAUUAAUUCGAGCAUUAAUGGGUGCUCCACCAGAAUUUGAACACUUAGUUGCUAUCACUGAUUACUUAGUUCUCGUUCAUCAAGCUUCAGAGACUUAUAUAACACAUUCUAGACAUAAUAUUUAUUUCUUAUUACCCCCUCUGACAGAAGGAAAAGUUAAUAUACGAAAAUAUUUCACAGCAGCGAAUAGUAGUUCUUCCGAAGAAUCUAUAGGAAUAUUGGAGAAUAGCAAGUUGAACAAAGCUUUAACAAACGUACAGAUACAAAAAAGUAAAACAACUAAAAGAACAGAACGUAGAAAUGAUCAAUCUAAAGAUAAUAGUACUGAAGAAGACUCUGGAAUUGCAGCUAGCGAUGGUUCCAAUGAAAAACAAUCAACAAACGUAGAUGAAAGAAAAGCUUGUCAAGGUUUAGUCUGUGAAGGCCUAUUAUUAUUAUUAAGAGAUGCUGUAAGAGUAUUACCUGAUAGUCAAGUUGGUUCUGUACUAAAACAUGUCUUACGUGCAGAGGUUUUACUUGUCCUUGCCAAUAAUCCUGAUGCAAGAGUUCGUACAGCAUUAAUAAAGGUUAUACAAACGUACCUCCAAAGAGCUAGCGAUGAAGAAGUGAAUAAGUUUAUAAAGCAAAAAUAUUUUAUGCAUUUAGCAAACCAAAUAUCGCUUUAUCCAGGGAGUGAGUUUCUCAUUACUGCUUUACAAAAUCUUGCUUUAAGAGGACCAACAUUAGCAGCAAUGCCACCAUUAAUAGCAAUGAUAGCAAAAACUGCUGCUACUGAAUCAAAUAUAGCACAUCCUAUAAUAUUAUUUAUAACAGAUGUUAUAGCAAAGAAUUCAAAUGCUUUAAGAAUAAUCUUAGAGCAAGGUCUCAUAGAAUGCUUGGUGCAAGCCUUAGUUGUUGCAGCGCAUAAAGCUAACUCAAUGUCGCUAGACCAUGACAUCCAUGUAUUACUUGUGGCAAUUGCUGCUAAGUUAUUGGAAUCGCCAGGAAAUCAUCAAAUGCAAGCUGUAUUAGAAUUACAUCUUAUAUUAAAUCACAUGGAACUUAAAGAAAGAUCUGAAUGUAACAAAUGUGCUAUGUGUAUACCUGCUAUCAGAGAUGCACAAGUUGCAUUAUUCGACGGUGAACUCGAUGCAUUAACAGAGAAAGUUUCUACACAUUCUGGAUUUAGAUUACGUAGUACGACUUCUUAUCUCGCUUCUGCAUCUUAUUUAACAACAGUUCUUACAACAUCGAGCGAACAGAGCGAUCACGGCUCUCGAUCAUCCAGUUACGGAAGUUUACAUGGAACUUCUACUUCUGUUAUACGAGAAACAGGAAAAGGAGAAUUAUACGAUCGUUUCCGUAUGAUUUUAACUCGAGCUGUUGAAUUCGUAACUACAGCGGAUGAACCACCAUCAGGAGAUGAAUUGCAAUUAUCUAGAAGAUUAUUUUCAAUUCUUUUACAUGGAUUAUGUGACCCAUUGGAAAGAAAAAGUCAUUGGAGUAGCGCGUGGUUUACUAGACCUGCUUUGAGAAAAUAUACAGCAAAACUUAUGGUAUGGUUACUUGGACCACACCAAAGUAAUAAUAUUAGAAUUUAUGCAAUAAGAUCUCUAAUGGAAGAACCAAAGGCUCAUGAAAUUUUGAUAUCGCUUCUUGAGGUUCAUCCACAGGUAGAGCAAAGAUUCACUGUCUUCUUUUGGGAUUUAUUACAAAAAGAUGAAAUGUCAAGCGCAGAUGCUAGAAUGUGUGGCGAAUUUAGAGAAGCUCUUCGUAUAUGGGAUCUUUCAAAAAGUAUUGAUCAAGCAUCUCCAGGAAUAUGGAAUGAAGAAUUAGCUUUACUACGACGUGAAUUAAUGAGGGAUAGAGAUAUAUGGAUUGAUACAAAUCUUCCAGCCAUAUACAGAAUCAGUAAUAGAUUUGAUGGAUUAGCCAAACAAUUAACUGAAAGUGCCAUGGCCAUAACUCGUAUUGUAGUAGAAGAACAAAACCGAGAACGUAAAGUAUUAAUGGAACGAUUAAAACAUGCAAGAGCCAUGGAAGCUCAAGCAGUUGCAAAAUGGAGAGAUUUGGCUAAACGAUUGACGCACGAGAGAGCACUUUGGCAUUUUCCCGAAAGUUAUCCACGUAGUUGGGAAUUAGAUCCAACAGAAGGGCCUGCCAGAGUUAGAAUCCGUUUACAAAGAUGUCAUUUAGAUAUCGAUGCAAGAUUCUUUUUGGCAGAGCAUAAGGAUAAAUUAGAAGUGUCUAAAAUCGAGGCACCUUUGUCAUAUUUAUUUUUAACAAACCGUCAAGAUGUUAAUGCAUCCACUUUAAUUGAACGUUUACAUACCAGUGAAAGAAUACGUAAAAUGUCUCAAGCCAAAGUUGUUACUCCAAGAGCAGAAUUAUCAGGUGAAGUAUUAAUUGGAGAAACAUGUCUCUAUUUUGUUCCCGAUAAUCCUGAUGUACCAUUACACACAGAUAUAGCCUUAGGAGGUUUGGAUUUAGCCAUGGCUGGUGGUACAGCUUGGCGAUUAGAAGACAUUCGUGAGUUACAUAAAAGAAGAUACCAAUUACAAGAAAGGGCUAUUGAAAUAUUUCUCAUCACCGGGAGAACCUAUUUAUUAGCAUUUAAUUCUUCCAAGGAAAGAGAUGAAUUUGCAACAGAAUUAUCUAUUUGCAAUUUACCAAGACGUGUUCCUGGUGAUGAUUUAGGAGAAGCUAUUGCGUUAUGGAGAAGUGGCGCAUUAACAAAUUGGGAAUACAUAAUUUGUUUAAAUAAACUUGCUGGACGUUCUUACAAUGAUCUCAUGCAAUACCCUGUAUUUCCGUUCGUGUUAGCAGAUUAUAUUAAUGAUAAAAUUGAUCUAAAUAAUCCAAAAAUUUAUCGAAAUUUUAAACGACCUAUGGCUGUGCAAGAUAAAAAGAAUGAACAACAUUAUAUAAAUAAUUACAAUUAUUUAAAACAAACUCUAUCAGAAGGUUUAAAUUUAAUUGCCUUAAAUCAAGAACCAUUCCACUAUGGAUCUCAUUAUAGUAACUCGGGCACAGUUUUACACUUUUUAGUAAGAUUACCGCCCUUCACCAGCAUGUUUUUAUGUUAUCAAGAUAAUAACUUUGACAUUCCUGAUAGAACAUUUCACGCAUUAGCAACUACAUGGAGAUUAACUAGCUGCGAUUCAACCACUGAUGUUAAAGAAUUAAUACCAGAGUUUUUCUAUUUACCAGAAUUUUUAUUAAACUUUGAAGGAUUUAAUUUUGGUGUACGACAAAAUGGUAAUAGAGUUGGCGAUGUUGAAUUACCUAAAUGGUGUGCGGGUGAUGCUCGCUUGUUCAUAUUAGCACAUAGAGCUGCGCUCGAAACAGACAUAGUAAGGGAAGUUUUACCAUACUGGAUUGAUCUCGUGUUUGGUUUUAGACAAACAGGACGACCAGCAGUGGAAGCAAUUAACGUUUUUCAUCCAGCUACAUAUUAUGGAUUCAAUGUAGAACAAAUAGCUGAUCCUCUAGAACGUCAGGCAUGGGAAACAAUGGUACGGACAUAUGGACAAACACCAGCACAGUUGUUUAGAACUGCACAUCCGUUACCAAAUCAAAAUCUUGGUACAGUAGUAAAUUCUACUUCUAUGCUGCAAGUUAUUGAAGGCGUCGAAGGUAUUAAAUGGGGGAAUUAUGUAGGAGCACCUGGAAAUGAGCCUUCACUUUGCUGGAAACAUAAACAUAGAACUUCAUUAUCUUAUCUUAUUCCUUUAGCAACAGGUGAUGUGUUUGGAUUACCUAAUUAUACGACACUUCUCAUAGGAUAUACUAAAGAAAAAGGUACUAGUAUGUUUAGUGGAAUGUCUGUUCUGGGUGCUGCACUUGCAUCAUGGAGUGGAAAUGAUGGAAUAGCAAGACUGAAAUGUAAGAAAGAACAACCUCCCAAACCAUUAAUGAAAUCUUCUGGCCUCGACCCUAUUACAAUUUUAGCAUCUGCUCCCGAUUGUGGCCAAUUAUGGACUGGUUAUUUAUCUGGAAAAAUAACGGUACACACAUAUAACAUUGGAACUAGUGGAAAAAUAGAAUUUAGUUCGGUUCCAGCAUCUGUACUUUUAGCUCAUAGAAGUAGAGUUAUUGCAAUUUCCUUGUCAAGGGCAUUUAGUAUUGCAAUUUCUGGAGAUGGAAAUGGUGUUAUUGUUAUUUGGGAUUUAAAUAACUUAUCAUAUGUAAGGUCGAUAGUCUGUGAUUACAAAUAUGCCAUCCAUCUUUUAUCGAUCAGUGAAACGCUUGGAGACAUAGCAGUAACAUAUGAAAGAUUUAAUAAGACUGAUAAAAAGGACUUGACAGUUCGAUCUGAAUUACGAGUUUAUACUAUAAAUGCCAGAAGUGUAGGUUCUAUUUUAUCUAAAGCUCGAAUAACAGCUCUGUGUUAUAGUAAUGCGCCUGAAGGAGUUUCCGUUAAUGUCGUUGCAACCGGAUUGGAUAAUGGAGUAAUAAGAUUAUGGAGUAGUUGGAACUUACGAUUGGUUCGAGAAAUCAUAAAUACUACGAAAGGAUGUGGAGCUAUAAUUGCCAUAGCUUGGGCUUUGGACCAACACCAUUUAUAUGCAGCUACAGAAGAUUGUACAGUUUUAAUAUGGGAAGGUUCAAAACGUUUGAGCAAUGGAACUCCGAAAUUUGUUAAUUUAACAUCGCUUUAAAAUAAGUAAACAAAAAAAAAUAUAUAUAUAUAGAUAAAUAUAAUCUUCCUAACAAAAAUUUUUUACUUUUAAUAGUUUAAGUAAUUGACGUUAUUUCAUUUUAAAUUUAAGUGCCUAUAAUUAAUGAUUAAUCAAUAUUACAAAGUUUUUCAGGUGUAAUUUUUACAGUAUAAAAGAAUAUCAAACGUUAUGAAACAUUUAUCUAUUUUGAAAGAUAUUUUUAUCUGUCAUAAUGAAUAUUGAGAAAGAGAAUGAACAAUAUACUAAAGUAUUAAUAAAGCAUUUUGUAUACGAUACUUGAUAAUUUUAAUGAUAAACAAAUAAUUAAAAGUAUAUUUUUAUACAUUUAUACCAAGAUUCGAAGUAGAAAAAUAGUAUCGUUUUAUCCUUUUAAUUACUCGUUUAUGAAUGCAUAUUCAUGUUGAUAUUAUCACGUACUUGAUCAAUUAGUAUUUAAUAUAUUGCUUUACCGAUGAUUAGGAAUGUAAUUAUUAUCUACAAUUAUAGUGUAUAUACAAGUGUCUCAAUUAAGAGAAACCGAUACUGAUUAAAAGCUAAAGAUUUAAAAUUUAUAUAUUAUUCUUGUCCAUAAUAUUACAAUAACUUAUAUUUAUAAAUACACGAUCGUAAUAUUUGUAUUAACAUUAAUAGUUAUAAAUUUUAUACACAUGUACAUAAAUGCUUAAUAAAUUUAUAAUGUAAUAUAAGUCUAAAUAUA
This is a messenger RNA of Polistes canadensis, 12218 nucleotides long. RefSeq names its product lysosomal-trafficking regulator (gene mv). Lineage: Eukaryota; Metazoa; Arthropoda; Insecta; Hymenoptera; Vespidae. The transcript is spliced from 36 exons. The coding region runs from base 968 to 11500 and encodes 3510 amino acids. Gene Ontology annotation, molecular function: protein kinase binding. Gene Ontology annotation, cellular component: cytosol; membrane. The record is from RefSeq and is a predicted model, not a curated record. Gene Ontology annotation, biological process: intracellular protein localization.